AUGGCGUUUUCGCUAUUCUCCGUUGUUUCUUUAUCUGUUAUUUAUCGGUUGACUAUCAAUUUUCCCGAAUUACCGUAUACUGGAGAGUUGAAAAAUGUUGAAUCCGAAGAAUUUUUGAAAAUUUCCGGUGAAAUUGUUGGAGAGAUUCAUCGCGUUUUGGAACAUUUGAAUGUUGAUGGAAAACAUUUAGCGAGAGUUUCAGAUUAUAGGUGCGUUUUGGAUUGAUUCACAAAAUUAUUGGGGCUGGAGAAGAGGGAUAUGAUAUUUUGAAGUUCAAAAUUUUGAGAUAUAAAUUAUGAACGGGAUUUCGAAGAUUUUAAAUGAGGUUGAGUUUUCUAAUAAAAAAAUUUUUUGAAAAGAAAAGUUCAGAUCUUCAAAUUUUCUCAUUUUCAAAAUAUUUUCACGUCACAAUUAAACCAAUUUUUCACAAAAAACCACCCACGUUUUUUCCUCCAAUACACAAUUUUUUAUGAUUCACGAAAUUUCUAUUCAUUUUUCGAUUUGACUACACAAAAAUACAUACAUUACUACAAUGUUUACUUUCGGCGUUAAAAUCUUUUCUCAACAAAAAAACUCGAGUAUUUACACUGAUUAUCAUCAUCAUUGUUGUGUGUGUGUUUUUCAGAUAUCAUAAUGUUAUUGGAACUCUUGUGAAUGUGGAUAUUUAUUUCGAGAAAGAAAAUCCGCUGGUUUCAGAUGCUAUACUUUCAGCAAUCAAAAAUGGAUAUAUUGGAAGUUUUAAAGUGUCAGACGAGGGUUUUGAAUUGCAUGUUGUUAGGGGUGUGUUUUUUUUUGUUGCAAAGUUAAACUGAGAUCUAGAAAUGUGUUAAACAAACCAACUAAAUUGAAUAAUUUUUUGAAGAUUCUGAAACCUCAUGUGGAUCUUCUGAAUUCACCUGCCUUGAUAAAACCUGUAUUCCGGCGGAUCAACGUUGUGAUGGAAGACGAGAUUGUCCAGAUGGAUCAGAUGAACAUAAACAUCACGCAAAAUGCAAACAACAUCAGCCAAUUAUUCAUCAAACUCAGAAAAUUGUUUUCACUCCAAGAAAUGAAUCGGUUCAUUUAUCAGCAACUGUCGAAAAUUCAGAUCAGGAUACUGUGAUUAAUUGGUAUCGUGGUGAAGUUUUGUUGGGUGUUGGACAAGUUACUGUAAUUGAGGAUAAAAGGAUUAGGGUUUAUCAAAAAGGGGAGAAACAUUAUUUGAUGAUUAAAAAUGUGACAACAAGUGAUGAUGGAACUUAUCGAAUGUUGGUUAAAGAUAUGAAUGUACACGCUGAUUUUGAAGUGAGCAGAAAAAUAACUUGAACAUUUUCAAGUUAUUUUUUAAACAUCAACAUUUAUUUACAGAUCCGAAUAACUGCUGAUUUCGUUCCUCAAGAAUCCGAUGAUUGUCCAUCCGGUCAACGUGCCUGUAAAUCAGGUCAUUGUAUUCCAGUGUCAGAAUUUUGUGAUCGCCGUGUUCAGUGUCCUGAUGGAGAUGACGAAUUCGAUUGUUCAGGUAUGAAUAUGACUAAUCAUUUUUCUAUUCAUUUCCAAAAUGUAAUUAAAAAAUUUUGGCUGGACACAUAGCCGACCAACCAACAAAAAAUCACAUUUUUUAUUUAUUAUUAGAAAAUUACUUAUGCAAAUAGACAAACUUUUGCACUUGAGCAGAUUUUUUGCAUGCAUAAUAUUUUUCAAACACAACAAAAACAAGAUGUUAUAUUUGAACAAUGAAUUAAGACAUUUUUUUGUUUCUUGACAGAAGUGCAAUGCAAAUUCAACGAGUUUCAAUGUGAAUUGUCGGGAAUUUGUGUGCCAAAAGUUGUUGAAUGUGAUGGUUGGAGGGAUUGUCACGAUGGAUCGGAUGAGAAGGUACGGAAAUAGUUAUAAUUCAUAGAAAAAAUAGAAAGAAAACAAAAGAGAAUCUUCAAAUAUUUUCAUCAUUUUCGAAAAUCAAAAUAUAUAAGUUUUAGAGAAAUUUCUAGAAAUUUUAUUUAUUUUAUUUAUUCACGACAUUGGAAGAACACCGUUAAAUAGUAGAAAUAAAAAUUACGAAAAAUGUUCAAAAUAAGUAGAUGACCCAAGUAUAAGACACACACACACAAAAAUACUUCAAAAGUUGUAAAUUCUAGACUUGCAAAAAAUAUUGACCUACGAAAAUUUUUUGACCACACUGUUGCCGAGAAGGAAGCGACACAUAGCCAUUAUAUUUUCGUGUUAGUAUUAGUGUUUAAUAUUAUUGAUUGGCCUGUGUCGACUAUUCAAAAUUACAAUACUGAUUUUUUUUUCGAUUUUUCUAAAAAACAUUUUUUAUUAUUAGUUUUAAAAAUUUUCAAUGUUUUAAACUAUUUUCUUAUAUUUUUUCAUCCGAGUCUCCAAAUAAUUUUCGAACACAUUUUUCUAUAAAAUUUCUUUGUUUUUUUUAGAACUGUACAUCAUCCAAAAAGAUCUACAAACCACAUCAUCAAAAAGCCAAACUCAAUGUAAAAUGUCACGAUGGAAGUGAACCCGAGUUCAGUUUACAUGGAUCAAGUUAUUGUUGGUCAAACUCGGUGUGUCCACAAUCAUCCGAAUGUGUCCACGGAUUAUGCUGUCCAAUUUCAAGUUAG
Messenger RNA from Caenorhabditis angaria, 2591 nucleotides. The record is from the annotation of a GenBank genome assembly. NCBI's taxonomy places the organism in Eukaryota, Metazoa, Nematoda, Chromadorea, Rhabditida, Rhabditidae.